Molecule: messenger RNA, 834 nt
Organism: Humulus lupulus (European hop)
Lineage: Eukaryota; Viridiplantae; Streptophyta; Magnoliopsida; Rosales; Cannabaceae
Exons: 1
Coding region: 1-834 (277 amino acids)
Source: RefSeq, a predicted model, not a curated record
AUGGCUAGAGAAAAUUUCCUCCAUUACCAUAAAGCUUACAUGAUGUUCUUGGCUCAAAAAGCUAAAGUAAUUUGGAUGGCUAAUGGAGAUGAGAAUACUCAUAUUUUCCAUGCAUCUCUGAAGGCUAGGAGGUUACAGAACAUGAUUAUGUCCAUCAAGAAUGAGGGAGGCACUUGGGUUGAUACUCUAGCUGGUAUAAAAGAGGCUUUUUUGGAUUAUUAUCAACGAUUGCUAGGGACAGUUAUGAUACAAAGGAAGCAGGUUUCUCGGUCAAUUAUGAAUUUAGGCCCAGUUCUCACUGAAGCUCAUACUCAUAUUCUUACAACAGAAUUUUCAAAUCAGGAGGUUAAGAAUGCUAUGUUUUCAAUUUUAGGAAUGAAAGCUCCAGGCCCAGAUGGAUAUAGCAACUACUUUUAUCAAGAUAACUGGAAUUUGGUGGGUUUGGAGGUUAGUGCAGCUGUUUUAUCAUUCCUCAAAUCAGGUAAAUUGCUCAAAGAGAUUAAUAAUACAACUAUUACUCUCAUUCCUAAGAUUAUUUGCCCAGAUAAUGUUUGUGAUUUCAGACCCAUUGCAUGUUGUAAUGUCAUCUAUAAAGCAGCAUCCAAGAUGAUAUGUUCAAGACUUUGGCAAGUUUUACUUGACUUAAUAGCAGAAAAUCAAGGGGGAUUUAUUCAUGGUAGAUACAUAGCAUACAACAUCAUGAUAUGUCAAGACUUAGUUCGACAUUAUGGGAGGAAAAAUUGCAAACCAUGUUGUAUGAUCAAGUUGGAUUUGAGGAAAGCUUAUGACAUAAUAGAAUGGGAUUUUAUUGAAGAGAUGCUCAUAGCUUUUUAG